Molecule: messenger RNA, 2190 nt
Organism: Myotis brandtii (Brandt's bat)
Lineage: Eukaryota; Metazoa; Chordata; Mammalia; Chiroptera; Vespertilionidae
Gene: CDK5RAP3
Product: CDK5 regulatory subunit associated protein 3
Exons: 13
Coding region: 359-1930 (523 amino acids)
Biological process (GO): regulation of cyclin-dependent protein serine/threonine kinase activity; regulation of mitotic cell cycle
Cellular component (GO): endomembrane system
Source: RefSeq, a predicted model, not a curated record
GCUUCACUUCAGGUCUGUCGCAGCUCUUCGGCACAUGUGCACUCUCGGUGUAUGAACUUGUCCUUGGCCGUGAGGGUAUAGCGCAGACCCUCAGUCAUUCAUGGAGGGUCCGCGCUAUACCAGGCACUUGAUAUUGUAAAAGUGAAGAUCAAUAGGAUUUAUGGAGUCCUUGCCAUGUGCCAGGCACAGUGUUCAAUGCUGUACCUACAUUUCCCCUUAUAACUCAGUAUCUUAUUAUCCCCAUUCUACAUGUGGGGAAACCGAGGCACGGAGGCUGAGAGACUUGCCCCAGGAAGUUGAUAAUUAGAAGGCAGGACCGCCUGAACCACGAAGCCUAGCUCUUAGCUCUCUCCUUCUGAUGACACAUGCAUGGCUCUCAGCUACCCUGACCCUCUGCCAGCAACUUAAAUCCAGGCCCAGCUUCCAGGAGGUCAGUCACCCCGUAUUCACGUGUGCAGGGUGGAGCUGCACCGACUGGCUGGUGGACAGAAGGCACUGCAACCUGAAGUGGCAGAGUCUGGUGCUGACCAUCCGAGAGAAGAUCAAUGCCGCCAUCCAGGACAUGCCAGAAAGCGAGGAGAUUGCCCAGCUGCUCUCUGGGUCCUACAUUCACUACUUCCACUGCCUAAGAAUCGUGGACCUUCUCAAAGGCACUGAAGCUUCCACAAAAAACAUUUUUGGCCGGUACUCUUCUCAGCGAAUGAAGGAUUGGCAGGAGAUCGUGGCCCUGUAUGAGAAAGACAACAGCUACCUAGUGGAACUCUCUAGCCUCCUCGUUCGGAACGUCACCUAUGAGAUCCCCUCACUGAAGAAGCAGAUCGCCAAGUGCCAGCAGCUGCAGCAAGAAUAUAGCCGCAAGGAGGAGGAGGGCCAGGGCGGGGCUGCCGAGAUGCGGGAGCAGUUCUACCACUCGUGCAAGCAGUACGGCAUCACGGGAGACAAUGUCCGGAGAGAACUGCUGGCCCUGGUGAAGGAACUACCGAGUCAACUGGCCGAGAUCGGGGCGCGGGCUCGGUCCCUGGGGGAAGCCAUCGACCUGUACCAGGCCUGCGUGGGGUUCGUGUGUGAGAGCCCCGAGGAGCAGGUGCUGCCAAUGCUGCGAUUUGUGCAGAAGCGGGGCAACUCCACGGUGUACGAGUGGAGGACGGGGACAGAGCCCACCGUGGUGGAGCGGCCGCACCUCGAGGAGCCGCCCGAGCAGGGGGAAGAAGACGCGAUUGACUGGGGCGACUUUGGGGUGGAGGUGGCCUCCGAAGGGACUGACCCUGCCCAGCCUGCAGGCAUUGACUGGGGCAUCUCCCUGGAAUCGGAUUCAAAGGAAGCUGGGGGUGAUGGGAUAGACUGGGGAGACGAUGCUGCCGCUUUGCAGAUUACAGUGGUGGAGGCUGGAACUGAGGCUCCGGAAGGUGUUGCUAGGGGCUCGGAUGCCCUGACACUCCUUGAAUACCCUGAGACCCGGAACCAGUUCAUCGACGAGCUCAUGGAGCUCGAGAUCUUCCUGUCCCAGAGAGCCGUGGAGAUGAGCGAGGAGGCCGACAUCCUGUCUGUGAGCCAGUUCCAGCUGGCUCCAGCCAUCCUGCAGGGCCAGACCAAAGCGAAGAUGGAAACCCUGGUGUCAGCGCUGCAGGACCUGAUUGGCCGGCUCACCAAUCUCCGAAUGCAGCACCUGUUCAUGAUCCUGGCCUCACCAAGGUAUGUGGACAGAGUGACCGAGUUCCUCCAGCAAAAGCUGAAGCAGUCCCAGCUGCUGGCUUUGAAGAAAGAACUGAUGGUGCAGAAGCAGCAGGAGGCACUGCAGGAGCAGGCCGCUCUGGAGCCCAAGCUGGACCUGCUGCUGGAGAAGACCAAGGAGCUGCAGAAGCUGAUUGAAGCUGACAUUUCCAAGAGGUACAAUGGGCGCCCUGUGAACCUGAUGGGAACCUCUCUGUGACCCGCCCACGCCCUGCUCGUCUCCUCAGCCUCAGGAUGGAGGUGGGACGCCAGGGCUGGUGUUGCGGGGCCUUCCCAGCGAGAGACCAGGCUCUGGAGGAUGGAGGCCACGUGCGGGAGCGUCACCCAGAUGGUGACCUUUGCACUCACUGUAUCUCUGCAAGAAGCUGUCUUAUGGGCCCGGUAGCCUGUCAGCCUGAAACCCCAGCGUCUCCUUGUUAAUCCGGUCGGACUUAAUAAAAGAGGAAGAGACUGGCUUUA